AUGUCUUUUCAGAAGAUACUCGAUCAGGCAGCCAUAAACUCACUGAAAACCAACGUCGGGCAACAUCCUUAUUCUGCAAUCUUCGCUUCUGCCGUUGUUGUGCUUCUAGCAUGGCGGUUGGUGAGAUUCACCAUCGUGCCGGUCUUCCGGCCGAAUGAGCCUAAAGAAUAUCCGUACUGGAUUCCUGGCGUUGGACAUCUCAAAAGCUUCAUUGAUAACUCGCAGGGUCUAUUUACGAGUGGCAGACUCUACUUCGGUAACACGCGCGAACCAUUUACAAUCACUUUGACCAAUCUCCAGUUCUAUGUUGUCACUAAGCCAGAAGAUGUCUCCGAGGUCUACCGCAAUACGACCACACUAUCUUUCGAUAUCUUCGCGCAAGAGAUCCUGGAUUACUUUGGAUGCUCCAAAUCGUCCAUCCAGAGCAUGUACGAAAGGACUGAUCCCCACAAGACAAUCCAUCCAAACCCAGAUGGCAAGUCGCUUGCUCGUCUUUCACGCGAUUUCCAUAUCCACCAGCUCUUUCCGGGUAGCGGCAAUCUACUCGACGAGGUUGGUGCCUUGUUCAUCAACUAUUUCGACAAGGCUCUCACGGCAGAUGGGCUCGCAGAGAGAGAUCGACACGUGAUGUUUGUGAGCGAGGAUUCUGUCAAAGUCUCGCUCUUAGGAUGGUUGUAUGACAUGGUUGCGGAUUCUAUUCUAGACCUUUACUUUGGCGACCUUCUUCGCAAGAUCAAGCCAGAUUUCGCGAAGGUCUUCCUUGAGUUCGAUGAACACUCUUGGCAGGCAUUGUUUCGGUAUCCGCGCUUUCUAGGUAAGAAAAUGUUCGCACCGAUGGAUCAAGUUGUCGACGCUAUUGAGAAGUAUUUCGAAGCGCCCCAGGAAGAUCGACGGGACACAGUGUGGUACACGCCAGCACUGGAGAAGGAGAUGAGGAAUGUGAAUGUCGGCAACCGAGACAUUGCCAUAAUGAUGAUGACGAUAUAUUGGGGGGCGAACACAAAUACGGCGAGGGGAGCUUUCUGGAUGCUCACAUAUCUGCUCUAUGACAAGGAGCUCUUGGAACGCGUCCGCGCAGAAACUGCACCGGCAUUCAAGGGAGAAACGACCGAUCUUGAUCAUAUCUGGAACAACAGUCCUCUCCUCCGCGGCGUAUGGGACGAGACGCUACGCAUAACCGCGUUCUCCUCCUCGGUACGGUUCGUGGCAGAAGACAUAAUGAUUGGAGGUAAGCUUUUGCGCAAGAACCGCCGUAUCAUGAUGCCCUACCGGCAAAUGCACUUGAACGAAGCGGUAUUUGGGGAGAAGACAAGCGAAUUCGACGCCGAGCGAUUUGUGAGGGACCCCAAGUUGCGCCGAUACAACAUGGCCUUUGGUGGAGGCUCGUCCCAGUGUCCCGGGCGGCAUUUCUCCGGGCAGGCAGCCAUGGUUUUCGUCGCAAUGGUGCUACAUCGUUUCGACCUCAGUCUCGAUCCAGCUGAUCAGAAAUUUCCUGAGGCGGAGGAGAGUAAGCCAGUGCUAGGACUCAUUAGCGUCAAGAAGAAUUCGAGCCUUGAACUGAAGCUUAAGCGGAGAAACCUGGGAAAAAGGUUAUUAGGAGGCAUUGAGAGAGCGUCGCCCAUCCCACUGCACAGCGACCAGCAUUUUCAUACCAUGGGGUUGAGCAGAAACGUGCUUACUGCGCCCCACGCAUUGUUUGCGCUGCUGUUGCUCCAGCCGCAUCUCAGCAUCUCAGCUCCAGUCAGUUCGGCCAACUGUUGCUCAGUCCUCACAGACAAGCUCCCAGACCGCACCUUUAUCAGCGCGAGUGCGGCGUACAGCAGCUCCAUCUCCUCGUACUGGGCCGAGCAGGAAACCGAGCUGAGGCCUGCCUGUGUAAUUGUUGCUUCAACAUCAAAUGACGUUGCGACAGCUGUGCGAACUCUGACCGCACUGAACAACGGAAAGAACCAGUCCUGUCCUUUUGCUGUGCGUUCUGGUGGACAUGGCAAGAGCGGCUUUUCGAAUAUCAAUGGAGGUGUCGUACUUGACUUGAGCGCCCUGAACACUGUCUCCGUCAGCUAUGACCACAAGAUAGCAAGUAUCGGACCAGGUGCAACAUGGGGUGACGUGUAUGGCAUAUUGGAUCCGAUGAACUUGACUGUUCCAGGCGGUCGACAUGCAGGAGUUGGUGCUGGAGGACUGACGCUCGGAGGCGGUCUUUCAUAUUUUAACCCCUUAGUCGGUUUCACCUGCGACAAUGUCGUUAACGCUGAAGUUGUUCUGGCAUCUGGCGAAAUUGUCAAUGCCAAUGAGAACGAGAACGAUGAUCUUCUUCUCGCUCUACGGGGUGGUUCCAACAACUUUGGAGUCGUCACCCGUAUCGACAUGGAAACGCUACCUCUGGGACAAAUUUGGGGAGGAACGCAAUACUACGCCCUUGAGACGUAUACCCAGCAAUUACAGGCGCUGUAUGAUUUUACGGCAGAUCCGGAAUACGACGAGUAUGCUUCUAGCACGAUGAGCUUUGGAGCGAACGCCGCUCAAGCAGUUGCUUUGAAUAAUCUGGUAUAUGCAAAGGCCACCCCAGAGCUGUCGCCGAAGUUGCAGCCAUUUACUGAAAUUCCUUCACUUUUUGGCACGCUGCGACAGACGAAUUUGUCCGAUGUAACGAAUGAGCUGGCUGCUGCAUCGCCAGAUGGUUUUAGGCAAGCCACAUACACAAUGACCUUCAAGAACUCAGUUGAAGUAUUUGAAGCCGCUUUCCAGCUCUGGAAUGCCACAGUGCUAGAAACCACCACCGUCCGCAACAUCUCCUUCGCAUUCUCAAUAGAACCGCUCCCCCUGGCCGUGCUCUCCAAAUCCGCUCCUCGAGGCGGUAAUCUGCUCAAUCUGGCCGACUCAUCCGAGCCGUUAGUCAUCUGGCUCCUCUCCGCCACGUGGGGUGACGACGGAGACGAUGCAAAGAUGUUCGCACUGUGCAAGAAACUAUGGGAGGACACGGAAGCAGCAGCUAAGCAAUUAGAUGCCUAUCAUCCACACAAGUACAUUGGAUAUGCCGCUAAGGAACAAGACGUCUUCUCAGCAUAUGGUGCUGAAAACGUCGCAUUUAUGCGGGAGGUCAGCAAGAAAUAUGAUCCUCAGCAAAUCUUCCAGAGGGCAGUGCCUGGUGGUUUCAAGCUGCUCGAUGUACAAGGUUAG
Endocarpon pusillum Z07020 is the source of this 3180-nucleotide messenger RNA. RefSeq lists its product as uncharacterized. The transcript has 8 exons. Gene Ontology annotation, molecular function: monooxygenase activity; heme binding; FAD binding. The record is from RefSeq and is a predicted model, not a curated record. The coding region runs from base 1 to 3180 and encodes 1059 amino acids. NCBI's taxonomy places the organism in Eukaryota, Fungi, Ascomycota, Eurotiomycetes, Verrucariales, Verrucariaceae.